AUGUUUCAUCAAAUCAUUGUUCAAAAGGAAGAUCGUCAAUCACAAAGAUUCCUAUGGCGGACCGAUCCGGAAUCUCCCCCAGAAGUAUACGUCAUGGACGUGGCUACGUUUGGAGCUACCUGCUCGCCAUGUUCAACCCAAUACAUUAAAAAUACAAACGCAUUAGACUAUUCUGAACGGUAUCCCGAUGCAGCCUUGGCCAUUGUGGAGAACACUUACGUGGACGAUUACCUUGAUAGUAGAGACACAAUUGAAGAAGCACUCAAUUUGGCGAUGGAUAUUCGUCUAAUACACAGUAAGGCUGGCUUCGAGAUUCGGAAUUGGCAAUCAAAUUCUGAGCAGAUUCUCGCACGGGUUGGGGAAAAGGCUUCCCAUGCUACGAAGAGCUUUUUGGCGGAGAAAACGGCAAUAGCUGAACGCAUACUGGGGAUGGUGUGGAUUCCAAACGAAGAUGUCUUCGCUUUCACCGCACAAUUUCGACCUGAUUUACAACCUCUGUUGAGUGGCGCAAUUAUUCCAACGAAGCGACAGGUCUUGCAAGUUGUCAUGAGCUUGUUUGAUCCUCUCGGCAUUGUCUCUACAUUUACGGUCCACGGAAAAAUACUCAUUCAGGACGUGUGGCGAUCAGGAGUUGGUUGGGGUGAUUCCAUUAUUAAUGAAGAUUUUUCAAACUGGCAGCGUUGGGUCAAAAGGACGUCAGAGUUAGACUUGGUGAAAAUUCCAAGGUGCUAUUUUCCAAACUACAGACAACAAAGCUACGAGACAUUGGAAUUACACGUAUUUGUAGAUGCCAGUGAAAAAGCAUGUUGCGCUGUUGCAUAUUUCCGAAUUAUUGACAGUGAAUCGCCAAGGUAUGUGUUGGUUGCCUCAAAAACAAAGGUAACGCCAUUAAGACCUCAGUCCAUCCCUAGAAAUGAGCUUAAUGCCGCCGUUAUUGGUGUACGACUAAUGAAGUCAGUUGAGAAAAAUCAUAGUUUGCCCAUUCAAAAGCGAUUCAUCUGGACUGAUUCCAUGACUGUUUUGUCGUGGUUGAAAGCGGACCCUCGGAAAUAUCGCCAAUAUGUAGCUUUCAGAGUUUCGGAAAUACUCGCCGAAACCAAAAUUGAAGAAUGGCGCUGUGUUCCGACCAGGAUGAAUAUCGCUGACGAAGCAACAAAGUGGGGUGGUGGGCCAAACUUUGAUGUCCGAAGCUGUUGGUUCCUGGGACCUGACUUCUUGUAUCUACCAGAGACAGAAAGGCCUGUAAGAAAGAUAGCACCAGACCCUCCGUCAGAGGAACUACGUGUCGUGCACGUGCAUCAAUCGAUCAUCGACUUUUCUCAAUUCUCUCGUUUGGAAGAUCUCCUGAAAAAACUUGCAUAUCUGCAUCACUUCUGCAAUAAUUGUCUUUCGAGAGAAAAGAUUUCAACAAAAACGCGGACGGUGUUACUAACCCAGCUAGAUUACAGCAGAGCGGAGAAAAGUUUGUGGCGGAUGGUGCAAGCUGAAGAGUAUGCAGCAGAAAUCGCAAUACUGCAAGCAAAUACGUCACUUCCGAUAUCCCAGCGUAAACGUUUAGAUAACUCUAGCCAGCUGAAAAAGCUCUCUCCAUUUCUCGAUGAAGACGGUAUUAUUCGUUUGGAAAGCCGAAUAGACCCGGAUGCCUCUUAUUACUGCUUCGAUUUCCGCAAUCCAGUAAUUCUACCCAGAAAAAGUUAUGUGACGGAAUUACUCAUCUUUCGAUUCCAUCAACGCUACGGACAUGCUAAUAAGUACACGGUUAUAAAUGAAAUGUUGCAGCGUUACUAUGUUCCUAAGCUACGAUCAAUGGUUGACAAAGUGAUCAAACACUGUACCUGGUGCCGUGUCUACCGAGCUAAACCAAGUGAACCAAAAAUGGCACCACUACCACAGGCUCGAGUUCAUCCAUAUGUACGUCCGUUUACAUUCACUGGGUUGGACUACUUUGGACCAAUGGUGGUAAAAAGAGGCAGAUCCAAUUUGAGACGUUGGGUGGCGCUGUUCACCUGCUUGACUAUACGAGCUGUUCAUUUGGAGGUGGUUCAUUCUUUAACUACGGAGUCAUGCAGGUUGGCAAUACGACGAUUUGUGGCGAGAAGAGGUGCUCCCCAACAGAUCUUCAGUGACAACGGCACAAAUUUUCGAGGUGCUGCGAAAGAGUUGGCAGAUGAGACCAAAAAUAUCAACCGCUCUAUAGCCACGGCAAUCACUAAUGCUGAAAUAGCGUGGCAUUUCAACCCCCCGUCCGCCCCACACAUGGGUGGCGUUUGGGAGAGAAAGGUUCGUUCUGUUAAAGAGGCCUUCAAAGUAUUGUCAAAUCGAGACAAACUAGACGAUGAAUCACUCGUGACGCUUCUCGCCGAGGCAGAGAUUAUGGUCAACUCCCAUCCUCUUACAUUUGUACCGUUAGAAACACCAGAACAAAAGGUUCUAACUCCAAAUGACUUCCUUCUUAUGAGCUCAAGUGAAGCAAAUAACUCAGAACGCAUUCCAGUUCAUGAGGAAGUAUCACUACGAACAAACUGGAAGUUGAUGCAACAUUUACUCGACCAAUUUUGGAAGCGCUGGAUUCAAGCUUAUCUCCCUACGAUAGCAAGAAGAACUAAAUGGUUUGCCGAGGUUUGGCCGUUGCAAGAUGACGAUCUCAUAGUCGUAGUCGACGAAUCCGUGCGGAAUGGGUGGCUUCGAGGUCGCGUGAUCAAGACUUACCCAAGUCCGGACGGCCAGAUGCGCAAGGUUGACGUCCAAACAAACAAUGGGAUAUUGCAACGACCAGCGAUCAAGGUGGCUCUCCUGGACGUACUAGAUGUUAGGAAGACCAAUUAA
Messenger RNA from Topomyia yanbarensis, 2826 nucleotides. RefSeq lists its product as uncharacterized. Bases 1 to 2826 code for a protein of 941 amino acids. The record is from RefSeq and is a predicted model, not a curated record. The transcript has a single exon. Gene Ontology annotation, biological process: DNA integration. Lineage: Eukaryota; Metazoa; Arthropoda; Insecta; Diptera; Culicidae. Gene Ontology annotation, molecular function: nucleic acid binding.